AUUCGAGAAAAAUCAUGUGGAGUGCUUUCUAUACUUAGUAGUCGAUGGAAGCCUGUGUGAUACGGAAAAUCAUCGUCCGGUCCGGAACAUCCGUAUCGAAGUUAUCGUGACCCUGGUAUGACUCUGAAAAGCUCGUAUCUGACAAUAUAGACGGUGGUCAGUCGGGAAAAAUCCAUUAGUCGCAGUCUGAUGUCCCACCAUGGUUUGGCUCUUUUCAAUACCGUCAGGGGGAUAGCCAGAAAGUAGACGAUCAUACAAUCAAGUGGGGAGUUUACCCGCACACUGGCAAAAUUCCUUCCUUUGAAUUGUAUAUCAGCAUGGCGUCUGGUGGCUCCCUCUCGUCUGCGGACAUUUUGAGUGCUAAUUGCCCAAACGAGAUUAAGAAGGAAAGGAACAUUGAAGAAGCAUUUUCACGCUUCACACUGACUAAAGAUUAUCAAGUAGUAGACCUCACCGAGUCAAAGGUUGCUAACACAGACAGUGCUUGUCUUCAACCGAGCAUCAAAAUGCUUCAAAGAGACAAUGGUGACAGCGACAUGCUAGUUGAAAACCAAGAGUUUACUAAACACAACGACAGGAGAGUUAACGGCUUUCUGUGCAAUGUAAGUAAUGGCGAAGAUGUGUAUGACUCCCCGGUAGACCAAAAGGAAGAUAGUGGGGGGAAACCUCCUGCAAUUAAUGUUCAAAAGGACAGCAGCUUUCUCGCAUCUCACGUAGAUUUGCAAAAUCGGAAUUGCACAAAGGAAGAUAACAAAACGACCGUGCUAGGUGUGGAAAAUGGAACAUCUGACACCUUCUCGUGCACAUCACCCAAAGAGGUAUUUGGCGAAGGCCAUGUGGAGAAUGGAGACAAAACUGGCACUAACCAUAAUGUUGAUGAUACUCCGGUGACAGCCCAAACAAAAAAGCACGAAAAUGCACGUGGCAGUCGAGACCUUCAACAAACUCCAUGUAGCCAGUUAGCCUCAUACCUACUUCAGGGUUGUAAUGGGGGAAGUAAAACCUAUCAGGGACAAGUGAUCGUGACGGAUCCGUCGAAGCGUACGUUUGAUAUCAAAGAUGGUGCCACCGUUCAGAUUGAUCAAGCGCGUGAAGUCGUUGUGAAAGAGAAGGCGACAGUGAAAGAUUCAUCUGCAAUACUACUGGGAAAAAACAAUUUGCUUUGUCUGCCGUCAUCAAGCCGAGAUACAGACAUGUCGUCGACGGCUGCUUCUGAACCCCCCUCCCAGACUAGCAGCAAAGAACUGCAUUCCUCUAUCAGCAAUGUACGGAUAGGAAACGUUGAUAAGGUAGUUGUGCUCUGGGACUUUGAGUUUGACAGUUGUAACGGGAUACAGAUUGGAGACGAGAACGUGACUAAGGUGGUGAAUCGUGAGGAUUCCGCCGACUCAAACCCUGAUUUUGUAAAUGCUUGCAUCGAUCUGGAUAUGGAUGACCGUGACGAAGAUGACAUAUUUGAGAAGCUGGGAGAUGUAGAUCGCCUUCGUUUUCCAGGAGAAUGGCUUCGCGGGGCGGAGCUAAUGUUGAAAUUGAGGGCGCUACGAGGGGUUGCAUUUUGUUGAAGAUGAAAGUACCAACUGAGGAAGAUCGACUGCAACUUAUCCAAAUGGUCAAGGAUGGAACCUUUAAGGAAGUCUUUUUGGAAACGUUCUUGCCGGAUUAUGCAAAGCGUGGGAAGGAUGUGCGUGUCAACCUCGCCAUUGCAAUUACGAAUCCGUCCCAAAAGGUUGUCGACGAAAUGCACGGGGCAUCCGCCACAAACGGUACCAGGGAUGUGGUGGUGGUAGAGGUUAAUGGUCCUCCAACCACACCCGGAAGCUCGGGAACAUCAUCUCCAUUGCCCCUAUCAGCAUCACCCGGAGAAACAGAUGGUAAAUGUGCAUCACAGUCUGGAUCAGACAUGGACUCAAAUGGAGGACCAUUCAAGGACAUGCAUCCAUUUGACGUUGACAUUGCCCCCCACGAGAGUAUUCCGGAGAGGCCUGCACGACUUGUCAUCUUCCCUUCCCACAUCAGCGACGUCAAGAGAUACAAGCAGAAACUACAGAAAGACGUCAACAGGAGAGGAGGGGGGCAGAUAGCCACCAUAAAGAGAGAGAUGCGUCAGCUCCCAAUGGUUGUGAAACUGAAGGAACUGGAUAAUUUCAGCCACUUGCAGUUAGGGUUCAGGUUCGAGGUCUCCCAACAGUCGUAUUUCUUCGGUUGCAACGAGGGGGGAGAGGAGAUGAACAACUUGGUGAGCUCGUAUCGACACGACAGGAGGAACAGUAUCUUCCAAUUUUCUGACGGAAAGAUGAUCUGCUUGCCCGGGUCAGCGCCUCAAGGAAGAAAAACACCAGGUCACAGGUGUCUGAGAAGACUGAGAAGUGAAUCGCACCUGCCCAAAGGGAACAGACAUCAUGUUCUUCAGCGCCAAGUUAGUGCCCCAGCAAUGGUGUUCCCUCCUGAAGAUAUGGAGGCUUUCAGUCACCAUGAACAUAUCGACCCUCCGCUAGAUCUCAAUGGACCUCCCAUUCCUGAUAGGCCACUCCCUCCCACUCCCGUACAUGAGCCUGUUCCCCCCCUCCCUCCAAAGCCUAGUGUCAGUUGUGAGGAAAGCAGUGGGUCUCGUCCAUCCACAGACGAAGGUGGUACCGUCAAUCUCUAUUCAAAUGAGUGGGCAGCCAGAAGGUGCACAGAGGAACUGCAGGGGGGAGUGAAGUUGAACAUAGGCAUCCUCGCUGCCAAGCCCCAGCUAGGGCAGACCUGGAUUGUGUAUGUGCUGAUCUACCAACAAGGGGUGUCCUUUAAGGAAGUGAAAGAACAAAACUUCCCAGAUAAAGUGGACAUAGUCUGCCCUCCUCGGGCAUUCCAAGUGGUGCAGCAUCUGUCAAUCAAUGCAGAGGUACCCAACGGAUGGAUCACAGAGGAAGUUUUUAAGGAAAUCCGUUGGGAGAGUUUUGAUAAGCUGGAGGACCACUACAUCCAUGAGAUCUGCAUUAGCCACAACAGUACUGACCAGAAACAGUUCCAUGGGCGGAUCCAUGUUCGGCAGGGUCUCAUCAAAACUCUCACCCUCAACAUCAUCACCAAUUUUUCACUCUACGAACGAGUUGGGCAGAGGAGGGAAGACGAACCCUUGUAUGAUUUGAAGGACCCUGUCACCUGUGGGAACGGCAGGGGUAAGAAGGGAUUCCUGCAGCAACUAUCCAAGCGCAAAGAAUUCUGCAACCAGAUGGAUCAAAUCAACAUGUUCGGCAAUGACUAUAGAUUACUAGGGGAGAAGAUCGGACUGGACUAUCAGGCCCUCCUGGCCAUUGACAGCCGCUGCAGCAGGUCUGCCAGUGGGCUGCUGUCCCCUACAGAGCUGGUGCUGUGUGAGUGGGAGAGGGGGAGAUCCACAGUACCCUUCAGUCAGGAGGCUCUGGUGGGGAUACUACACGACAUGGGACGGCCAGACAUCAUCCAGGACAUGGGCUUACAAGUUCCAAAACUGAGGGAUUUUGCAGUAGACGGGACAACAGCAAACACCAUCCGUGUGAGAUGGAAACCAGACACAGAAGACAUCACUGACUGCACCAUCAAACUCAGGCCUGCUGGCGGACAACACUGCUGGACCAGAGCGGCCUGUAUAAAGAAUAACGGUACCAAAACCCUCCAGCUGGAGAACCUGGAACCGGAGACGGAGUACGACAUCCGCAUUCAGCCCUCGUUUCAGAGAGUCGACGGGGAGUGGGCGGAGAUCAAGGCAAGAACUGUCGCUGUGAUGGCGGAGGAAGGGAAUGGGGAUAAAGAUGUACAGUAGGAUGGAGAUGAAGAGGAACCACCUGAUGAUCAUGAUGGCAUGGAUGAAGAGCAGCAGGAAUGAGCUGAAAGUAAUACUGAAGGAGGCAAAGGAGGCCUAGGGAAAGAGAAAAAUCAAUACGUUUUUGCAAAUUUUUGCCCAAGG
Branchiostoma floridae (Florida lancelet) is the source of this 3928-nucleotide messenger RNA. RefSeq lists its product as uncharacterized. The record is from RefSeq and is a predicted model, not a curated record. The coding region runs from base 1499 to 3784 and encodes 761 amino acids. NCBI's taxonomy places the organism in Eukaryota, Metazoa, Chordata, Leptocardii, Amphioxiformes, Branchiostomatidae. Gene Ontology annotation, biological process: netrin-activated signaling pathway. Gene Ontology annotation, molecular function: netrin receptor activity; protein binding. The transcript has 10 exons. Gene Ontology annotation, cellular component: membrane.